This is a messenger RNA of Archocentrus centrarchus (flier cichlid), 1288 nucleotides long. RefSeq names its product potassium voltage-gated channel subfamily A member 3-like. Gene Ontology annotation, biological process: potassium ion transmembrane transport; protein homooligomerization; action potential. Gene Ontology annotation, molecular function: delayed rectifier potassium channel activity; protein binding. The record is from RefSeq and is a predicted model, not a curated record. Gene Ontology annotation, cellular component: voltage-gated potassium channel complex; membrane. NCBI's taxonomy places the organism in Eukaryota, Metazoa, Chordata, Actinopteri, Cichliformes, Cichlidae.
CAGCGAUUGGAGGAAGUGGGUGAAGGUACCCAGCGCUGGCGUGUCGUGGGCGGGUGGAAGGCCUGUUUAUAAACCCAGAUCUUUCCUCGUGGGCGGGAACAGCAACAGUAGGGAGUGAAAGUGAAGCGAGAGAAGAAAGUGAGAGAGACGUAGAGGAGACAAGGCGGUGGUGGCGACGGCUGUGGUUGACCGGGGUCCGCGGAGGGGGCGAGGCGGCCGCCCCUGUAUGCGUCUUCAACCGCGCAUGGACGACCACCUCAGCCUCCUUCAAUCACCCCCGCCAAGCGCAACCAAAACCCGGGGCAACAACCUGGUGAACCACGGAUACACCGAGACAGAAGCCGACGUGAUGACGGUUGUGGCGUGUGACAACAUGUUAGAAGAGUCAGCGGCUCUACCGGGCCACCACUCUCUGGACCGAUAUGAACCGGAUCACGAAUGCUGCGAGAGGGUGGUCAUCAACAUCUCAGGGUUACGCUUUGAGACGCAGCUAAAGACUCUCUCGCAAUUUCCAGAGACGCUGCUGGGGGACCCCAAGAAGAGGAUGAGGUACUUUGAUCCCCUCAGGAACGAAUACUUUUUUGAUCGGAACCGGCCCAGCUUUGAUGCCAUUCUGUAUUACUACCAAUCUGGCGGGCGCAUAAGAAGACCUGUUAAUGUGCCCAUUGACAUUUUUUCUGAGGAGAUACGCUUCUAUGAGCUGGGCGAGGAGGCUAUGGAGAAGUUCAGGGAGGAUGAAGGUUUCAUAAAGGAGGAGGAGCGACCGCUGCCUGAGAAUGAAUUUCAAAGACAGGUGUUGCUUUUUGAAUACCCAGAGAUCCGGUCCGCCCGGGGAAUCGCAAUAGUCUCUGUCUUGGUCAUUCUAUCCAUUGUCAUUUUCUGCUUAGAGACAUUGCCGGAGUUCAGGGACGAGAACAGAGAUCCAAUCACCACUGCACCUGUGAUAAAUGGCACACUCCCGUAUCUCAUCAGCCCCUUCUCAGACCCGUUCUUUGUCGUGGAGACGUUGUGUAUAAUCUGGUUCUCCUUCGAGUUACUAGUGCGUUUUUUUGCGUGCCCCAGUAAGGCCACGUUCUCCAAUAUUAUGAACAUUAUAGACAUUGUGGCCAUUGUUCCCUAUUUCAUCACCCUGGGCACAGAGCUGGCAGAAAGACAAGGAAACGGACAGCAGGCCAUGUCAUUAGCCAUUCUACGCGUAAUUAGGCUUGUGGUGUUUCGUAUCUUCAAACUGUCGCGUCACUCUAAGGGACUUCAAAUUUUAGGACAGACUCUAAAGGCAGUAGCGUGA